Messenger RNA from Wasmannia auropunctata (little fire ant), 405 nucleotides. RefSeq names its product retinal-specific ATP-binding cassette transporter-like. NCBI's taxonomy places the organism in Eukaryota, Metazoa, Arthropoda, Insecta, Hymenoptera, Formicidae. Gene Ontology annotation, molecular function: ABC-type transporter activity; lipid carrier activity. Gene Ontology annotation, biological process: transmembrane transport; lipid transport. Gene Ontology annotation, cellular component: intracellular membrane-bounded organelle; membrane. The annotation marks the transcript as partial. The record is from RefSeq and is a predicted model, not a curated record. The transcript is spliced from 3 exons.
AUUAUCUGUAUAUAAUUUUUAUGUUAUGACAGUUGAAAGCUGAAAAUAAAACCAGAGACAAAGUCAGGGAGGAUGUUCAUGCUUUGCUGGCUAAAUUGAAGCUUUCCGAGAAGAAAGAUUUUUUACCUAGCAAACUUUCUGGUGGUCAACAAAGAAGACUGUGCCUCGGAAUGGCUCUUAUUGGCGAUGCUAGUAUCGUAAUUCUGGAUGAGCCAACUUCGGGAAUGGAUCCUGAAACUAGAAGAGAUACAUGGGAUAUUAUAUUAAAAAUGCGAGGAGAGAAAACGAUAUUAAUUAGUACACAUAAUAUGGAAGAGGCCGAUAUACUUGGUGAUAGAAUCGCGAUUGUGCAUGCAGGUCGUCUUAGAAGUUAUGGCACUGCAAUGUUUUUGAAGAAACAGUAUG